Messenger RNA from Peromyscus leucopus (white-footed mouse), 543 nucleotides. RefSeq names its product pro-neuropeptide Y-like. The record is from RefSeq and is a predicted model, not a curated record. NCBI's taxonomy places the organism in Eukaryota, Metazoa, Chordata, Mammalia, Rodentia, Cricetidae. Gene Ontology annotation, molecular function: neuropeptide Y receptor binding; neuropeptide hormone activity. The transcript is spliced from 4 exons. Gene Ontology annotation, cellular component: extracellular region. Bases 70 to 543 code for a protein of 157 amino acids. Gene Ontology annotation, biological process: feeding behavior; neuropeptide signaling pathway.
CUCUCAUCCCUCACGGAGGCGCCCACAGCAGAGCACUCGCCGCGCAGAGACGCCAGCCCGCCCGCCACGAUGCUAGGUAGCAAGCGAAUGGGGCUGUGUGGACUGACCCUCACUCUGUCCCUGCUUGUCUGCUUGGGCGUGCUGGCUGAGGGAUACCCCUCCAAGCCCGACAAUCCCGGCGAGGAUGCACCAGCGGAGGACAUGGCCAGAUACUACUCGGCUCUACGACACUACAUCAAUCUGAUCACCAGGCAGAGAUUAGGCAAGAGAUCCAGCCCUGAGACACUGAUUUCAGACCUCUUAAUGAGAGAAAGCACAGAAAACGUCCCCAGAACAAGGUACAGAAAGGCUUGGGAUGGAGACGUUGCUACAGAGCUUGGGGUACCAGGGAGUGCAGAGUUCAGUAGCAUCGUGAGAGGGAGUGGGCUGAAGACAGUGGUGGCGACUCCGAGGCAAAGAGAGCAGGGAGCGCUGCCCCCUGGGAGCCCGGCCCCCCUGGGAGCCCGGCCCUCAUGCUUUCUGACAGAUGGAGCCGAGGGCUGA